AUGAAAGGGAGAAUUGAUGGGUAUAGCAUGAUGAUAGUGUCGAAGUAUUUCACCACAUUAAAAGACUUCAUCAUCAUUGAACGUGUCUGUUCGAAGUACAAAGACACGAUGGCAAAGUUUCAUUUCAACCCAAUUCCUUUAACUCGAAUGACCAAACACUAUUUCCCAAAACUUGAGACACUUCACCUCUAUUCAAAGUCCCAAGAUGUGUUUAAAAAUGAUCGCAAAAUUAUUAAACGAAUUUGUUGGUAUGAAGUCGACUUUGCAGAAAGUCUUGAACUGAAAACUCAGAACAUCGAGGCAAAGUCUGUGUACUAUUCACAAGACGACAAACUGAGAUACGGUGACUCGAUACCUCACCACAUAAAAAGAGUAGACAGUCAGUGCUUUAAAAAUAGUUUGAGCUUUGCGUUCUACCGAUUUCCAAGGAGUGUGAGCAACAUCGGAGACCAGUGUUUCUCGCAUUGCUCCAAACUUGUAAAAAUACGGUUUCCAAAAGCUUUGACAAGUGUCGGUGAUUACUGUUUACACGACACAAAGAAUUUGAAACAGGUGACAUUCCAUGGACAGUACCAGAUUUAUUACUAUCGUUUGUUGUUUGGGUGUGAAGUACUCUGUGGUGUGGACAUUGAACACUCGCAAAUUAAAAUCAACAAAACAAAAGAAUAUCUUCCAGUGCACACAGAGGAGUUAACCAUUCUCAGUAAAGUCUGUGUACUUGGCGAUUACUGUUUUAAUAAGAACUAUGACUUAAAGUACAUAGUCGUCCCACAUAAUGUCCUGAAAAUAGGAACGUCAUGUUUCGGAGAGUGCGAGAGGUUGUCUAAAGUCGUUCUUCCAGAGGAUUUGGUGUGCAUUGGACCCAAGUGCUUUAAUGAGUGUGCGCGGUUAUUGACGAUACAAAUUCCUUCAAACAUCACUGAAUUGCCUUAUGCGUGCUUUUCCAACUGCAAACGAAUGUCUUCUGUUGUUUUGUCACCACAAACAAGGUCAAUUGGGUAUUCUUGCUUCUUUGGGUGUGUGAGUUUGUCACACAUAGCACUGCCAGACACAGUUACACAAUUUGGAGCAUAUUGUUUCACUAAUUGUGAAAAGAUAGAGGCUUUCAUAGUCCCUCCAAAAGUGACUGCGUUACCGAAUUACGCGUUCAGUGUGUGUUCCAAGAUGACUUCAAUUGAAAUUCAUAGUGGCGUGACUGCAUUUGGCAAUUACACUUUCCACGACUGCGCAAGUCUUUCAACACUCAACAUUCCAAAAGGUAUUCAGUCCAUUGGGGACGGAUGUUUCCAAUGUUGUGAGGCGUUGCAUUCAUUGACAUUACCAACGUAUUUACUUACAUUAGGAGAGUGUUUGUUUGAUGGAUGUGUCAGUCUUUCCUCCAUAGAAAUUCCAAGAAUUGUCGUUCAAAUUUCGGAUUAUUGUUUUUCAUCGUGCGCGUCACUUAAGAGUAUACAACUUCCAUAUUCUUUAAAUCACAUUGGACAGUCAUGUUUUCGUGGAUGCUCCAAAUUGUCGUCGAUAGAAAUUCCGGCAAAUGUAUCUCUCUUACUCGAUGAAACAUUUCAAGACUGUUCUUCCCUCUCGGCGGUGUCAUUUUCAUCUUCUUUAUCUUCUCUUGGGUCGUUCUGUUUUAACAAUUGCGCUAAAUUGAAACACGUGGAAAUAUCGAACGACGCUUUGAAGCUCUCUGCAGACUGUUUUUCUAAUUGCACCUCAUUAGAGUCAAUCAAUUUACCAACGACACUCAAAACUCUUCCUUCAUAUUGUUUUGCAAAUUGUUCGAAUUUGGCAUUACCAGCUUUUCCGGAAUCACUCCAGGUGAUUGGAUCAUUCUGUUUUACUCAGAACAACAAAAUCACUGAGAUCGAAUUUCCAUCUUCUGUGACGUGUGUUGGGGAACAAUGCUUUGCUGAGUGUCACAAUUUGUCUCAAAUCAGAUUCCCACAAGACAAUGUACUGUCCCUUGGAGACUUGUGUUUUGUUGGAUGUCCAAAGCUUCCUAAAGAUACUUUGGAUCCAUCGCUCACUGGGUUUGAAGAGGAGAAAAGCUGUUCAUUGCAAUAA
Messenger RNA from Entamoeba invadens IP1, 2064 nucleotides. RefSeq lists its product as hypothetical. NCBI's taxonomy places the organism in Eukaryota, Evosea, Mastigamoebida, Endamoebidae. Bases 1 to 2064 code for a protein of 687 amino acids. The transcript has a single exon. The record is from RefSeq and is a predicted model, not a curated record.